AUGCACAAAUCGUUUUGAUUCAAAGUUACCUUCACAGUGGAACCCCGGGGUUCCCUGCAUGGAGUUGAAGGUGUACUGUACGUCAACUUGAUGAACGUCAACUUGGGCGGUAACGUCAUGUGACCGUGGCUCCACCCUCAUCAGUGCUGCUGGCUGCUCAUUAUUCAAACACAACGACGCCGAAGGCUGAGAAAAGUGACAACUACGGCUCUUGUAGUGCUCUUUAAUAUUCAUUAAUUUGUUUGGUACCCGCGCCUGGUAGCUGGUGACGUAGCCCACGCGCCCCGCCGACAUGCUCACAGCCGCGCGCCUUGUGCUAGCCAAGCUGGUUUCUCCGCUCUGGAGAACGACUGAUGCGGGAGGAGACAACAUCUUGACAGACAGCCCCGGCACAGAGGACGUCCGCCACCUGCGGGGCAGCGUGGUGACGCAGCUGUGUUUGGACUACGGCAUGAUAGACGAUGCCAUCUACUUCACAAGUGGGGAGGUUCUGGGCGGGGUGCCGCUGAAUGAGGGAGACCUGGUGAACUGCAUCGCAGUGAGAGGUGGUGCCGAGAGUGGAUGGAAAGCUCUAAGGGUGGAGAAGAGUGCGGAUUCCUGGGACGAUGGAGGAACGUCUGUGGACGCGGACUGCAAGCAGCUGCGCCCUCUCAUAGGAACCGUCACAUCAUUUGACGGCGAGAAGGGUGACAUUAAUCAGACCACGAACUUCACACGUUACAGCCUUUCAGAAGGUUAUGAGCCAAUGAAAGGUGACUGGGUCCAAGCAAAGUUUUAUGUCAACCCCACUCAGUGGAAAACCCAGGCUCAUUCUGUGGCUCCGUUGCGCUAUAGUCGCCUGGACCAGGUGCGUGUGACCAGUUUGUAUGGAAGCAACGGCGUGGUGGAGGACAGCGUCUUCUUCAGCUUGGACUCGCUGCUGCUGCCAACCCAGUACAAGCCGUCGCCGGGGGACCUGGUCAACCUGGUAAUGGUGGAGAGCUGCCAGUCCUUCUACUCCUGGAGGGCCCUUUGCAUGGCACCCUGCCACCAGAGUAAACCUUUAACUGCUGCCCUUCCCCUGGAGGCCGAUCUCAAGCAUCUCCUGGAAAACAAAGGAGGGCUUGACGUAUCGGACUAUGGAGAGUUUGGGGGCCUGAUGCUUGGGGAGAGAUGUGAGCUGGUGCUGUGGAUACAGAAUAAAGGCUCUGAGUCUCAAACACUGAAGUGCUGUGACUUUGCUGGCUGGGACUCUGAAGAGCAGUUCACCGUGGUUACUGUUGGCAGAUCCACAUCACCCAACCAGAGGCAGCAAUUGGUUGACCAAAAUUGCUCAGAGUCACGUGAAAAACAAGUGGGAGAUGCAAAGGAGAGAGACGGAGAAAAUGGUGCGACGCAGACGGACCCAGUCCGAUCCCAUGAUGCAGUGGAGGUGGAAAUAUCACCUGGAGGAAGAAUACCUGUUGUUAUAGCCUGUGAAGCAAAGAGCCUUGGCAGCUGUGCUGAGCUGCUGCUGCUGCGUUUCUCGUCUUUCACCAUCGGGAGGCGUCUGGUGGUCACAGUGGGCAGUGAGGACGAACGCCUGCUGAAGCCUUCAGGGGACUAUAGUCCCCGUAACGACAAGCUGCUCACUGAAGGGCCGUCACAUGUGGUCACUGUAGCUGCUCCAAAAGAUCCACCGAGGCUCCGUAAGCGACGGUUGCCAAACUUCCUGCCAAGCUUCCCGGUGCCGAAGGCUCUGAGAGACUGCGUGGAGUCACAGAAGGACGUGCUGGUGGUUGAGCCCUGCUUAGGAGAGGUUCUCACGCCAUCCAACUGCCACUCGCGCUUCUCAACCCUCCUCUGGCUUGAAGAGCUGCACGCAGAAAAAGAGCUGAGGGAAUUCAGCAUCAGCGGCGCACUUCUUCGCAAAGGAGGCAACUACCUGCACCUCGAGGUGCUCGGGUUGGCAGAAGGCAGACCGUACCUUAAUAUAGGGGACAGAGUUUUACUGAAGAAUCUACAGAGUGACGGCGUGGAGAUGGUGUACGUCAGCUACGUCACUGAGAUUUAUGAGGAGACUGUGAGUUUGAGAGUGAAUUCAAGCUUUCAUGAAUCCUACCUCGGCGAGCCACUUGAUGUUGAGUUUACCUAUAACAGGGUAACCAUAAGGCGAUGUCAUAACGCUCUUGAACUGACCAAACAAUUUGGGGAGAUUCUCUUCCCCUCCAGAGUGACCCCUCAGACCCCUCAGUGGACUGGAGCAUGGAUGGACGAGAGUCCGGCAGCUGAAAAUGGAAACGCGACGAGCGCGCGUGUUGACAUGAACUCGAAGGCCACACAGACUAAAGGCACAGAAGGAAAACAACCCUCCAAACCAAUCCCCAGCAAAGGGCAGUUUUUUAACCCAGAUCUCAACCCCUGUCAGAAGAAAGCGGUGAAGAGGAUCCUGGAAGGAGAAUGUCGCCCUGUUCCUUAUGUGCUCUUUGGACCUCCAGGAACCGGAAAGACCAUCACUCUUAUUGAAGCCAUACUGCAGGUCUACCACUUUCUGCCCAGCAGCCGGGUGCUCGUGUGCACUCCAUCCAACAGCGCUGCUGACCUCAUCUGCAUACGUCUACACUACAGUGGCUUUCUGCAUACUGCAAGCUUGGCCCGUGUUAACGCCUCCUGUAGGGAGAACGAGUCUAUUCCCGAAGUGUUGCGGCCUUACUCGCGGGCCGGUGAAGACAUCCGCCAUGCUGCUUUCCACAGGAUUGUUGUUAGCACCUGCUCCAGUGUCGGCAUGUUUCAUAAUAUUGGAAUACAAGUGGGACAUUUCACUCAUGUGUUUCUGGACGAAGCUGGCCAAGCCACUGAGCCAGAGUCUCUGAUCCCCAUCAGCCUCAUCUCAGAGAGGGAUGGACAGAUAGUGCUGGCUGGAGACCCCUGCCAGCUGGGCCCCAUAGUGAAGUCCAAGCUGGCCGUGGCCUUCGGGCUGGGGGUCUCUUUGUUGGAGAGGUUGAUGGCCACUCCCCUAUACACCAAACAGGAGUGGGGAUAUAACCCUAAGCUGGUGACUAAGUUAAUCUACAACUAUCGCUCCCAUGAGGCCCUGCUUGUGCUGCCCUCCAAGCUCUUCUACCUGGGAGAGCUGUGCUUCAAAGCUCCAAGGGAUAUCGUGGACUCCCUCUGCCAGUGGAAAACCUUACCGAAAAGAGAUUUCCCCCUGCUUUUUCACGGUGUCAGGGGCACAGAAAUGAGGGAAGGCAACAACCCAUCAUGGUUCAACCCGGUAGAGGCUGUGCAGGUGAUGCUUUACUGCUGCCAGCUGGCCAAGAAGCUCUACAACCCUGUGCACCCCUCGGACAUCGGCAUCAUUGCUCCCUACAGGAAACAAUGUGAAAAGAUCCGCGUGCUGCUGGGUAAAGUGGGCUUGUCUGACAUCAAAGUGGGCUCGGUGGAGGAGUUCCAAGGACAAGAGUUUCUGGUCAUCAUCUUGUCAACGGUACGCUCUAACGAUUCAGUGGGAAGUGAUGAUUUACAGAAUUCGCUUGGUUUUCUGUCCAAUCCGAAACGCUUCAAUGUGGCCAUUACUCGUUCCAAAGCUCUGCUCAUAACCAUCGGAAACCCCCACGUUCUCAUCAGGGAUCCAUGCUUCAGGGCUUUGCUGCUGUACUGCUUCAACAGUGGGGCGUAUCUGGGCUGUGACCCUCCUCAAGCCCUGAGGGAGUCCCACAUGUGUGUAAACGGACAUCUGGAACUUUAGGAUUAAUUAACCCUCACUGCAGAGAACCACAGAAGUGCUUAAGAGGAACAUGGCAUCACUGAUGGGAAAUUUGUCACGUUUCCUUUGACUUUUUCUAUGCUGACUGUUUUCAGACCUGGUAUCGCUUCCUAAGUAAGGAAAAACGUCUCGAUUCUGUAAGAGACAGAUGCCUGGAGUUAUAAAAAAAAUAAAACAUUUGUGCGUGUUCCUU
This is a messenger RNA of Fundulus heteroclitus (mummichog), 3917 nucleotides long. RefSeq names its product Mov10 like RISC complex RNA helicase 1 (gene mov10l1). The transcript is spliced from 27 exons. Gene Ontology annotation, molecular function: helicase activity. NCBI's taxonomy places the organism in Eukaryota, Metazoa, Chordata, Actinopteri, Cyprinodontiformes, Fundulidae. The coding region runs from base 293 to 3706 and encodes 1137 amino acids. The record is from RefSeq and is a predicted model, not a curated record.